CCAAUCAUACUGUGACCACGGGACUUUGAAACUGCGCAUGCGUGGAACAUGGACCAGAGCGCCGCAAAGUUUCUUCUUCAGUUCCGAACACAAGUCGAUUUUCAUUGUAAAUAGGCUUUGACUUCACCGAUCGGAUGCCCGCAAACAGACAGUGGGAUAGCCAUGUCGUCUAAGUGGUGGAAUCAGUGGCUUGUUUCCAAUGGCAGCUCUCAUUUAAACUUCACAGGAUGCUUCAGCUCCAACCACAGCAGUGUCCUGUACGGGAACAACUUUGGAGGGAUACCAGUUGUGCUUCUUCUGGACUUCUGUGUCUUCACAUUCCUUUUGAUCAUUUUCUCUAUUAUAAGAAAACAAUUCUGGGACUUUGGACGGUUAGCGCUGGUCGCUGAAAGUGAGGGGUUUAAUGAUUUUGGACACCGGAACUAUGGUCGCAUGUCAUCCCUACUGUCAAGCACAGAUGAACACGACCAUGAAUUGGGCUUUUUCUCGUGGGUGCCUUACAUUGUUAGAAUGGAGGAUGACAAAAUUAAAGAUAGAUGUGGCAUAGAUGCUACAAAUUACCUCUCUUUUCAACGCAAUUUGAUUUUCUUACUUAUGGUCAUAACUGUUGCCUCCCUUGGAAUUAUUUUGCCUGUGAACAUGACUGGAGACCUUUUAGAAAACAACCCACUAAAUUUUGGAAGGACAACAAUAGGCAAUCUUCAAAGUGGGGAUAAGCUGCUAUGGCUGCACACAAUCUUUGCAGUAUUUUACUUGAUACUGACAGUUGUUUUUCUACGACGCCACACUUCGCAAAUGAAAGACAUGCGGAAAGAAAUAGCUAGAAAUGCAUUGUUUGUGACAUCAGUGCCAAAAACUGCAACAGAAGAUGCUGUAAUGUCUCAUUUUACAGAAGCAUAUCCAACCUGCCGUGUGUGUGAUGUGACUCUGGGCUUUGAUGUGGCUAAACUCAUGCACCUUGAUAAAGAAAGAAUACGUGCUGGAAAAAACCUACGCUACUAUGAAAAAGUGUUUGAGAAUACAGGCAUACGUGAAAUGAUCAGCCCAAGAGUGUGUGGUCACCUCUGCUGUUGUGCCUCAUGUGAAAAGGUUGAUGCUAUAGAGUUCUACAGCAACAAAGAAAAGCUGUUACUUGAAGAUUUCAGACAGGAAGCAGAAAAGGUUCCAGAACAUCCUUUGGGAAUUGCAUUUGUAACACUGCAGAAUGAAAGAAUGGCCAAGUUCAUAUUAAAAGAUUUUAAUGCAGUGGAUUGUCGCCAGAAUUGCUGUUGUGGACGAGAGCGUCAGCCCUCCCAAUAUAGUGCACCUUUGAAAGUGAAGAAGUGGACAGUUAGUUUUGCACCACAUCCCAGAAACGUGUACUGGGAAAAUCUCUCUGUGCGGGGUGUAAUGUGGUACCUGCGCUACAUACCACUCAACAUUUUACUGUUUCUCCUUCUGACCUUCCUGACAACUCCCACCAUCAUCAUCAGCACCAUGGACAAGUUCAAUGUUACUAAGCCCAUAAAAGAUCUCAAUAGUCCUAUAAUCACUCAGUUCUUCCCCACUCUCCUGCUUUGGUCCUUCUCUGCACUGCUGCCCACUGUAGUCUACUACUCCACGCUUGGAGAGGCCCAUUGGAGCAGGUCCAGUGAGCAGUUGAGUAUGAUGAGGAAGCUCUACUUUUUUCUGCUUUUCAUGGUGCUUAUACUGCCAUCACUUGGACUAACAAGUCUUGCUGUUUUCUUCAGAUGGCUGUUUGAUAAGAAUUUUCUAGGAGAUGGAUGGCUUAAUGGAAAGCUAAGAUUUGAGUGUGUAUUCCUCCCCGACCAAGGAGCUUUCUUUGUUAACUACGUCAUCGCCGCAGCUCUGGUGGGCUCUGGGAUGGAGCUGUUACGGUUACCAGGGUUACUGCUGUACACAAUUCGUCUGGUCUGUGCCCGUUCCGCUGCUGAGAGGAAAUAUGUGAAGCAGAAUCAAGCCUACGAGUUUGAGUAUGGAGCUAUGUACGGCUGGAGCCUCUGUGUGUUCACUGUAAUCAUGGCCUACAGCAUCGUAUGUCCUAUUAUUGUACCUUUUGGUCUGCUAUACAUGUUACUGAAGCACCUAGUGGACAAACACAACCUGUACUUUGCCUAUCUCCCUGCCAGCCUGGACAAGAGGGUUCACAUGGGAGCUGUUAAUCAAGCCAUGGCUGCUCCCAUCAUCUGCCUUAUAUGGCUAUACUUCUUCUCUGUGCUGAGAACUGGUUUUAUGGCAGCCACGUCCCUUUUCACACUUGUAGUGCUGUGUAUCACUGUCGGCAUCUGCCUUAGCUACACCUGCUUUGGCGUCUUUAAGUAUCUCAGUCCACACAAUUAUAAGAUUUCAGAGGAGGAUGAAGAUGCAGGGGAAGGAGCAGAAGAAAAGACCAUGGUCUACCUUCCCAGAGUGCUCAAUACCAAAUCUCCAGCUCAGCCCCAGCAAGAGGAGGAGCCCCCAAAAUCAAACUUUUAUGGUUCAACAGAGGACAGCCCUGUCUGUGACACAAGUGCAGUGGAGGACACUGCUUCAGAUACAUGAGUCAGUGAACUGUAUCAAAAAUAUUAAUAUUUUUAUCUGCCAAAUAUACACUGCCAGUAGGGUAUUGCCUCUAGUUUUUCCAGUUAAGACUCUGCUUGAUAUUGUUCACAAAAACGUAAUACUUAAAUCAUCACUGCAAAUGCCAAAGUAAUGAAGAAGAAAAAAAAAUUUUACUGUAUAAUGCCAGUGGUAACCUGCCAAGGGAAUCUCCUUUUUAAGUGCACUUUUAUACUUUUAAGAGGUCUAUUUAUUAACUACUUUAUGGUUUUGUCCCUGGCUUACUGAAGGUUUAGAAAUUCUUAAUAUUUUGAUUGAUACUUUGCAGCUGAUGUCAUCAACAUUCUCGGGGUGUGAAGCUAACUGCUCUGUCUGAAGCUCUGUUACUCAUGUUAGAUUUUAAUCUGAGCUUCAUUUUAACACAAUUUGACCAGAAAGAGCUGACUUAGUUAAUAAUAAUAAUAAUGCAUUAGUCUUAUAUAGCGCUUUUCUAGACACUCAAGGUCGCUUUACUAUUUGGUGCAUUAUUCAUGCACUCCACACUUGGUGAUGGUAAGCCACUGUUGUAGCCACAGCUGACCUGAGGCAGACUAACUAAAGUGACCCUGCCAAUUUGCGACAUCGACCCCUCUGACCACCACCAUCACUCAUACACAGACCACCCUCAUACUAGACAAUGUGGGUGAAGUGUCUUGCCUGAGGGCACAACAACAGUUUUUGCCACUGGUGCCCCACUGUGGUACCUGGUACUCCUAGCAGUAUCUUAUCUAAGUACUAACCAAGCCCUGCCCCAGACGAGAUCAGGCUUUGACAAGGAGGUUUGGCCACAUGUUGUAGUUAAACUACAGAUGUUUUGUACUUUUAAACGAGUGUUUCACAUAUAAAAGUACAGUCAGAAGCUAGGUAGCAUUAGCCAAUCACAAACUCUUGAAAAUGUGUUGUCUAAGUCCAUUUUAUAUGUUUUCUUGAGUUUUCAGACAAUUAUAAAACAAGAUGCAGAAUGUAUGUAGAAUACCCCCAGUGUGAAGUCAUUGCAAAGUAUCAAUAUAGUAUAAUUGUAAUCAAUUGUCAUGUACACUGUUUGAUGAAACAACUAUGAUAUUUUUGUUACUUCAGCGAUGCACAACAUUUUAUUCAAGAAGGAUUGCCAUAUGCUCAUUUUGCCACUGGAGGGCACUGUUUGCCUACUUUAAAACUUCACUUGGCAUUAAACACACAUCACUACUUACAGUAUGUCUUAAGUGAUUCAGGGGCUGGAAUGAAUGCUUUACUGUGUAACUUUUCCAGUAGCUCUGCCCCCUCACCUGAUCCUUUCGUGCUAAGCGUCUUUUGUAUUGCUGUCCUUCCCUGUUGGUCACACCACCUGCGUCAGCUAAAAGACGGAGUAGUGGCCACAGUUGUUAAAUAUGGCUAAUGAAUUGAUAAGUAUACAAAACUACUGAGUAUAAGAGAUCAGGAAACUUUUUAAUGUUUCCAAAACAGAUUAAUGUCUCUUAUCUAAGCAUUAAAUCUGCAAUUUAUUUAGUUUUGUAUCAUAUCUGGGUACAAAUUGGCUUAGGAAAUUUAAAACUAUCUUUGUGAUUCAGCUGCAAACAUCAGUAUUAUGGCAGGUAUUUAAAAGAAUAUGAAAAUACAAUAGGUCAGAGUAGAGAAACAGUUAAAGUUAUAAUGAGAUAAAAUUAACUUAUGUAACAGAAUGUCAUGAGAAAACAAUGCCUGGUUAGAAUGCAAAACCGCUAAUAAGCUGCAGAUACUGUAUUCUCAUGUGGUCUAAAUGUUUUGCAUCUGAUAUCAAAACAUGACUAACAAUGGCUUUGCAUGUGUUGUGUAUGUGAUGGUUGUUCUCGCUCAAUAAAGUAGGAUUUAUGUGAAUAGCUCAGCCAAUGACACACUAUAUUCUGACCCAACUCCUGACCACAAGCUAAAACUUCAAAUACUCUCAGUGCCUAAAUGUAUUCUCAACAGGAAAAGGUUUCCAGUUGUGGAAACGGAGUUUCACAUUUCCUGAACAGAUUUUUUUUAACAUGAUGACCAAAUCUUGCAAAACAACUUUUUUUUAAAGUGUAUGGAAGAUGUGUGGUAUUUUUUUGGAGCUGUGUUUUGUAACUGUAUGAUUUGCGGGAAUGUUGGGAGAUUUUAAAUAAAUACAAACUAAAUUUA
Boleophthalmus pectinirostris (great blue-spotted mudskipper) is the source of this 4698-nucleotide messenger RNA. It is a transcript of the gene tmem63a, whose product is annotated as transmembrane protein 63A. Gene Ontology annotation, molecular function: calcium-activated cation channel activity. Bases 163 to 2541 code for a protein of 792 amino acids. The transcript has 23 exons. The record is from RefSeq and is a predicted model, not a curated record. Gene Ontology annotation, cellular component: plasma membrane. Lineage: Eukaryota; Metazoa; Chordata; Actinopteri; Gobiiformes; Gobiidae.